Solanum pennellii is the source of this 1496-nucleotide messenger RNA. Its product is annotated as protein TIFY 6B-like. The transcript is spliced from 7 exons. The record is from RefSeq and is a predicted model, not a curated record. Lineage: Eukaryota; Viridiplantae; Streptophyta; Magnoliopsida; Solanales; Solanaceae. Bases 199 to 1215 code for a protein of 338 amino acids. Gene Ontology annotation, cellular component: nucleus. Gene Ontology annotation, biological process: response to wounding; regulation of defense response; regulation of jasmonic acid mediated signaling pathway.
UUCUCUAUUUGCUGCUGUUAGAAGCAUUUUGUACUAUAAACUAUUUCUCUUUCAUUCCUUUCUCACUUUUCUUUGCUUUUGGGUUUCUGGGGUUCUUUUUUUUCUCUUCCAGUUUUGUUUUGGUUUGAUCUGCUUCUUGGGGUUCUUUAAAUUCUCUUGAAAUCUUGAAUUUUGGGUGUUUCUUGAAAAUUCAAAGAGAUGGAGAGGGACUUUAUGGGAUUGAAUAUCAAAGAUUCUUUACUUGUAGUCAAGGAUGAACCUGUUGAAAGCUCCAAAGACUCUGGGUUUCGCUGGCCAAUGUCGAGCAAGGUUGGUGUACCUCAUUUCAUGUCCUUGAACUCUGCUCAAGAUGAGAACACCUUCAAAGCUCUAUCUGCCACAGAUGGAGUCGAUGCUGGUCUCAAACGUCAGUCUGGUGAACUCCAGAAUGUGCAUGCAAUGCAUCUUCCAUAUGAUGUUAAGAUGCUUCCAUUUAACAUGAACAACCCCUCCUACAAGACUCAUUUUGGUGGUAUUGGCCAGAUGAAGCAAGUUCUUGGUGGAAUUCCUGUUACAGCUCCUCAUUCAAUGCUUCCAUCGCGUGGCUCUGUGGCUGGGACAACCGAACCUUGGUUUAAUUCCAAGGGUUCUGCAGCACCUGCUCAACUGACCAUCUUCUAUGGUGGGACGGUCAAUGUCUUCGAGGAUAUCUCCCCUGAGAAGGCACAGGCUAUUAUGUUUUUGGCUGGACAUGGCUGUGCUCCACCUAAUGUGGUGCAACCAAGGUUUCAACUUCAGGCAUCUGCAUCGAAACCUGCUGCUGCAGAUGGUGUUUGUGUGAACCAAACCCCAAACAUGCUGCCUGCCUCGGGUCUUUCUAGCCCUAUGUCCGUUUCUUCCCAUCCCAUUGGUCAAUCUGAUGGCAGUUCUGGAAACAAAGAUGACAUGAAGAUGUCUAAAACUGCAAACAUUUCAGUGACUCCCCUUGUCAAAUUGGACACUUCAAAGAUUGUGACAUCACUAGGACCUGUUGGGGCGACUACCAUAAUGACAGCAGCGGUUCCACAAGCUAGGAAAGCAUCUUUGGCUCGUUUUCUGGAGAAGCGUAAGGAAAGGGUGAUGAACUUAGCACCAUAUGGCCUCAGCAAGAAAUCGCCUGAGUGCUCCACCCCCGAGUCUAAUGGAGUUGGUUUCUCUGCAACUUCCACUCCUCUGUUAGCCGGUAAGGAGACCUAGCUAUGAUAUCUGAAGACUGCUUAACGCCGUAAAUCAGUGAAGCAUUAUCUAUUUUAUUCAGCAAGUUAAAAUCUGUGUAGCUAUCAAGUUUUGUUUGUUGUCAACUUUUGUUUAGCUCUAGCUAGACAUCUUAGUAUCCAAUUGGUUUGGUCUUUUUUUUCUUUCUGUAACUUGAUGGAAUUUAUCCCAUCCAAAUAACUUCUUCAAUUUGUAACUAUUUAUUUUGUUACAUUGUGUUUCACAAGUAUAUAUAUAUAUAUAUUAAUGUUAUUUAGUCAUAA